Messenger RNA from Caenorhabditis remanei, 945 nucleotides. RefSeq lists its product as uncharacterized. The transcript is spliced from 5 exons. NCBI's taxonomy places the organism in Eukaryota, Metazoa, Nematoda, Chromadorea, Rhabditida, Rhabditidae. The record is from RefSeq and is a predicted model, not a curated record. The coding region runs from base 1 to 945 and encodes 314 amino acids.
AUGUCAAAGCUUUCAUCCAAACCAACGAAAGUCAUAGGAUAUCCAUGCCUCACUCUACUUUUAGGAAAACUUAGUUUUGUGAGACGAAAGCAGCUAUGUCUCGCUUGCCCUGCUCUCCGGAAACAAGAAAACACAAUUCCAUACAACUUGGAGAUAAUUGGUAUUGGAGCAUACUGCUCUUCAAGUUACUAUUUAUGCUUCAAGAUUGAUCAAUUGACUGUAGAAGUUUGUUACUACAAAAGUUUACAAACCAACUGUUGUGUUUGGUAUGAAAGUGAACAUAAGAAGACAGCAACCGCUCUACCAAACAACAUGUCAAUGGAAGACGCAGCUGAGAAACUUUUCAUGUUUUAUAUGAAUAGACAAGGAACCAAUAUCAAAAAAUUCGUAAUCAAGGGAACCCGAGCUUUCCUUCCAAAAUGCAGUCCUUUAAACAUUGGAACACUCUGUUUUGAAUGGAGUCACGAUGCACCAACAGAACACGGUGCCUGGAUCAAAACAACAAGACCUGUGGACCAUUUGAAAAUAUGCAAUAUUUUCCGUGAUGAAGCUCUCACAAAGGCAAAGAGUGUUUUUGUUGAUUUCAUGAACUUUCAAGAAGAAGGAGGUGAUUUUGAAACGAUGAUGAAUUGGAAAUGUGAAACAUUGAAAGUUAGAGGUGUACCUUUCGAUUCAAUGGUCACCCACUGCUGGACGUUGUCCAAAACCAAACUUCCGAUCGGAUAUUCUUUUAUAUAUGAUCAUGGAAGACCAAAUUUGGAGCUUGUGACCCUUGACUGGCUCGGGAUGCAGGUAAAGGGCAGGAAAACAUUUUGGAACGGAAGAAAAUGUGUGACUAUCACUAUGGAUGAUUCAACCGAGUUCAACAUUCACGGAGACAAAGAUGUCGACUCUUUAGAAAUCAUAAUGGAAUACAAUCCCAGAGGAACUGCUAUUGACAGAUAG